GUGAGUAAGAAACAGGAAGGAAGUAAAGUCAGCAGAAAGUCUGUAACGAUUUAUUCAACAGACAGUAGAAACAGCAACUAACAUCAGAGAACAACAGCAUGUAAUGUAGGACGAGCAGCUCUCUGUCUUUCAUUAUAUAUGUGAAUUUACACAAAGUGAAGAUCAUCGAAGUGAAGUGAAGAUGAACUCCAGUCUCUCAUCGCUGAUCCUGCUGCUGCUCAUCCCAGGCCCUGUAACAUUAGACCGCAUCUCAGUGACCUGUAGGCAACAGAGUAUUUGUGCUGUGAAGGGGACAGAAGUGACACUGAAGUGCUCUUACUCCAGCUUCAACAUCAAAACUGUGUUCUGGUUCAGUGAGAAACAAAGUACAAACUGGAGAAAAAACAAUGAACCUGAAGAUUUGACUUUAGACUCAGAUUACUCAGGACGGGUGAAGCAGGUCAUUAGUAAAUAUGAAGCAGAACUCACAAUAUCAGACGUGAGAGAGAGAGACUCUGGAGAAUAUCAGCUCAUGUUCAUCAUGAAGGAUGGAGUUAAACAUCUCAGCUCAGCGGCCGUCAGUCUAACAGUCACAGUUCUGCAGGUGAGGAUGAAUCCUGAAUCUAUAAACCUGACAGAAGAGACAGUAGAACUGAACUGUGAUUCUUCCUGUGAUUUCACCUCUGGAGUUUGGUAUGACUGGAUGAAGAAUGGACAGUAUUUCAGAUAUACACAGUCCAACAUAUUUGUGUCAGUCAGCAGAGAUGCUGGCAGCUUUUCCUGUUCUCUUUAUCCACAUAAACAUCCCUCUUCUUCUGUGUGCAUUUCUAAGAGUGGCUGCUGGGGUGUGACUUACUCCUCUAGAAGAGUCUGUGCUUUGGUCGGCUCAACAGUAGACAUUUCCAGCACAUACACACAUCCCUCUGGUCAUACUGUAAAUAAAACAUUCUGGCAUUACGUUCAGUCUGGUGACUUAAAGGAUCUGCGUGAGGAGCAUCAGUUUGCUGGUCGUGUGGAGUAUGUGGAGAACAAACUGAGAAUCAAAGAGCUCAAGAUCAGUGACUCUGGAGAAUACAGAUUCAGGUUCAUCACUGACUCAGAAAAAUACUCUGGAUCCCCUGGAGUCAUUCUUACUGUGACAGAUACGCAGGUGAAAAGCAGCCCAUCUGUUAUAUCAGAGGGACAGGAAGUGAUAUUAAUCUGUUCAACUAAAUGCACUCCAGACGACAAACAUACUUACAUCUGGUACAAGAAUGGACGACAGGUAACAGAUGGAUUCACUAAAGACAACAAGCUGUACCUGGACUCAGUCAGCGAUGAAGAGCUUCACCAGAGUCCUGUGGUAUAA
Carassius carassius (crucian carp) is the source of this 1327-nucleotide messenger RNA. RefSeq lists its product as uncharacterized. The transcript is spliced from 7 exons. The record is from RefSeq and is a predicted model, not a curated record. The coding region runs from base 182 to 1327 and encodes 381 amino acids. NCBI's taxonomy places the organism in Eukaryota, Metazoa, Chordata, Actinopteri, Cypriniformes, Cyprinidae.